AAUCCAUGUCGUCAAAAAUCAUUGUGACAUAAAUUUGAAAAAGAGAGAACGAAAGAAAGAGAGAAUCAUUUAUCAACAAUAACAAUAGGCAGCAAUAACAACAAAAAAAAAGUGACGUAAUAUAUUGGUGUUGAUCUACUUUGAAGGUUUUUUUUGUUUGUUUGGAUCUUUUUCUUGUUUUGGUUGACGAAUUUUUUUUACUUCAAUCACUCAUUUCGUCUACAGGUUGCUCUAUAUUUUUGCUUUUUUUCGAAGGGGAAUAAUGUUGGAACCAAUUCGUCAUAUAAUAAGCCGUCAACGUAAUAUACUUGCAUCAUCAAGUAUAAGACGAAAAGAAAUACUACAAAGUGUACAAUUUAAUUUUGAAAUUAUACGACCAGAAUUUGAAGAAAAUUUGGAUAAAAAUUCAUUUACACAUCCAUGUGAAUAUGUUAAAGAAAAUGCUAAACAAAAAGCAUUAUCAGUUUGGCGUCAAUUAGCCCGAAAUAAUGAUAAUAAUAAUGUUGCCGAUUUAGUUAUUGGUUGUGAUACGGUUGUAACAUUGGAUGAAAAAAUUUAUGAAAAACCAAAAGAUGAUUCGGAUGCAAUACGUAUGUUAAUGAAAUUAAGUGGUCGUACGCAUACGGUAUUUACCGGUGUUGCUUUGAUAACUAGAUCUAAAUCAAUAUCAUCAUCAACGUUGACCACCAAUAUUGCUGACCAACAACAACAGCAACAAACAUUAUCAACAACGAUGGCAAUACAACCGCAACAGAUGAAAAAAUCAUCAUCAUUAUUAUGUAUAGAUGGUGAUGAUUAUUUAGUAACAACAUUUCAUGAAGCAACUGAUGUUACCAUUUCAGAAAUGGAUAAAACAAUUAUUGAAUCAUAUGUUAAAACGGGUGAACCAUUAGAUAAAGCUGGUAGUUAUGGUAUACAAGGUAUUGGUGCAACAUUAAUCGAAUCAAUACGUGGUGAUUAUUUUAAUGUUGUCGGUUUACCAUUACAUCGUUUAGCUAAAGAAUUAUAUUAUAUGUAUACAGAAUAAUAACUUUCUUCUUGAAUCAAAUCUUUUCAAAAUUGUUUGUUUUGUUUUGUUUUUUUUUAUUCCAUCCAAAAAACAUAUAAUCAACAAAUGAAAUAAUUGGACCAAACAUCAUACAUUUUUAUCUAUCCAAUACACAGACACACACACACU
This is a messenger RNA of Dermatophagoides pteronyssinus (European house dust mite), 1177 nucleotides long. RefSeq names its product dTTP/UTP pyrophosphatase. NCBI's taxonomy places the organism in Eukaryota, Metazoa, Arthropoda, Arachnida, Sarcoptiformes, Pyroglyphidae. Gene Ontology annotation, molecular function: nucleoside triphosphate diphosphatase activity. The record is from RefSeq and is a predicted model, not a curated record.